Molecule: messenger RNA, 2117 nt
Organism: Cinara cedri
Lineage: Eukaryota; Metazoa; Arthropoda; Insecta; Hemiptera; Aphididae
Source: the annotation of a GenBank genome assembly
AUGGGCGUGAUUACGGCCUACCGCGACAGCAGUGAUAUGGCGCACAACGCUCUCUCUCGAGGGUUGUACCGUUUCACUUACCUAGCCUCUUUCGUUGUGACCGCUAUUAGUUAUUACCAACGAGGUUUCAAAUCAUAAGGCACACGUCUACAGAUUCGUCGUUUACCACACGCCGCACGCCGUUACUCUUCAAAUUAACCGUUAUAGGUAAGAUGCAUAUUUGUUUAAUGUUUACUUAUUUAUUAGUAUUCAAAUGAGAAUGAUUUUUUUUACGUUUUUUGUGAAUGACAAUUUCUCAUUUGUGUAUUUAUUAAAAAUGGUAAAAAAUUCAGAAUAAUAUGUUAAAUUUAAAUUUAGCAAUAUAUUUAAAACACUGAAUUAUUUGUUAUAUUUUUAUUUUUUAGAAAUUCAUAUAACAAUGAGAGGUAUAAUAUUCUUCGUCAUGACGAUUUGUAUAGUGAACAACUACUGCGAUUGUGUGAAGACAAUUUCCUGGGAAGCAUCCAUUGGAAUAAAAGAUGGCGAUAAACUUGCCAAGGACUGUGAAAAACCGAUGAAUGAGUAUUGUUCUAAUCAGGGUAACAUUAAUAUUGUGAUAAUAAUCAAACUAUAUCAAUUUUAAAAUGUAUGGGUUGAAUAAAAAUAUUUUAGAUACCUUGAUUAAUGAUCUAAUGUCUAAAAUUUAACUAAAAGAUACGUAUAAUAAUUAAUAAAAAACAAAAACCAUAAUUUAUUACUUUAUAAAUUAUAUUAAUUUUAUAAGAAUUUUCAUUAAAACGGAAAAAAAUACUAGCGUAUUCUAUCAAUUACUAACAUUGAUUUUUUUUGCUAAUUUAUUUUUAAAUAAAAAUCAUCUCGUCUUUCAGUGAUAAAAGUUAAAUGGUUUUAAAAUAGUAUCUUACAAGUUCUUCCCUUUACAAUUAUUAAUUAUGAAACUUUAAUAUUGAUUAGUAUUUUAGAAUAAAUCAUCUAAUGAAAUUAAUAUCAUAAUUUAAUAUUGCGUGUAAAAAGAAUAUAACAAGUAAUACCUAUGCAUGUAACAGUUCAUAGUUACUAAAAACAAUGAAUAUUUGUUGGUGUAUAGUUUUUUAGUUUUUCAUAAAUUGUUGACUAAACUAAAUUUUAAAAAAAAUACAGUCAUAAUUCGCACCACUGUUUUAGGUGAGAAGUUGGGGAGGUAAGAUAUAAAGGGGAAUGCAAUUUAUAUUUGUAAGUAAUGAUUAAACAUAAUUAACCAAAAACAACUAUUAUUUAAAACAACUUGGCUCAACUCAGUACCUGAAAUACUAUAAUCUAUGUUAUUAAUACUAUUUUAUAUGACUGUUCAUUAACAGCAUUUUAUUGGUUUUGUUUUAGUCGAGGAAGCUUUCCAACAUGUUUUGUCUGUGUGCCCAACGUACAAUAACAUAAAAAACUGUUCACAUGAUUGCGUAAAAGCAUUUUUUGUGUUUCACUGUAAUUGGCUCGAAGCGUAAGUAAAAGAACUUCCUUUAUUAUUUUAUUUUUAGUCAUUCAAGAGGAUAGGAGAUGCCUUAUCGGCCCUAACUGCAUUUUUUGUCUCAUUUUAUCUAUCGAACAACAAAGUAAAAUUGCGUUACUUAGAAAUUAAAUUGUUACACUCAAGUUUCAAUAAAACUACCCACUUAAAUUAAAUAAUAUAAUUUAAAGAGAAGAUUAUUUUCAAGGGCUUUAAGUUCCUUUUUUUAAAAAUAUUUUAAGACAUAAAUGUUACAAAUAUUUUAAAAAUUUAAAAAUUAACAUGGCUGCAACCUAAUUUUGUUUUGUAAUAUUAAAAAAAAAAAAAAAAUAGUAACAUAUUAUUCUCAAAAAAUAUUCUACUCACUUAAAUUGUGUUAUUUGUAUUUCAAUUCUAAUUUCAUUUUAGACUGCAUGAUUUUUGUUCUUUGUCACAUAAUUUUGAUAUGUUUUUCAAUAGCUAUUAUUUUCAAUAUUAUUAUAUUCAAAAAUAACGUCUAUUGAAUAUAUAAAUUACUAUUUCAAUACAUAAUUUCAUAAAGGAUUUAACCAUAAUAAUUUUCAGGCAAGAAAUUAAGAGGAGAACCAAAUUCUGGCAGGAUAUAUAUGACUCUAUGUUAUUGAUUCCAUGGAUUCGAUAG